Messenger RNA from Solenopsis invicta (red fire ant), 1088 nucleotides. It is a transcript of the gene Prosbeta2, whose product is annotated as proteasome subunit beta type-7. NCBI's taxonomy places the organism in Eukaryota, Metazoa, Arthropoda, Insecta, Hymenoptera, Formicidae. Bases 133 to 966 code for a protein of 277 amino acids. The transcript is spliced from 4 exons. Gene Ontology annotation, cellular component: proteasome core complex. Gene Ontology annotation, molecular function: threonine-type endopeptidase activity. The record is from RefSeq and is a predicted model, not a curated record.
GAACAGACCUAUGAUAAGUCAAAGUUGAUCUAGAGGUUAGGAAGGUUUUGACCAGUUUUGACGGCUAGCUUGGCGGUUGAUGUUGUAGCUGCGUUACUUUUGACUGCUGAUAUUUAAUACACGAAACGAAUCAUGACUUCGCUUCUCGCACCAGAAAUCCCACAGUCAGGUUUCUCUUUCGAUCUCUGUCAAAGGAAUAAUGCUCUGGUUAAGAAAGGCUUUGCUGCUCCGAAAGUAGUCAAGACAGGUACCACCAUUGCUGGUGUAAUAUACAAGGAUGGCGUUAUUCUUGGCGGUGAUACACGAGCUACUGAAGAUACUAUUGUAGCCGACAAGUACAGCUUGAAGAUUCAUUUUCUUGCUCCCAAUAUGUACUGUUGCGGAGCCGGUACAGCGGCCGACACUGAAAUGACCACCGAGAUGAUAUCUAGCCAGUUGGAGUUGCAUCGUCUGAAUACUGGUCGCAUCGUACCCGUGUGCACUGCCAAUACUUUGAUAAAACAGAUGCUGUUCCGUUAUCAGGGUCAUAUUGGUGCUGCACUUAUUUUGGGGGGUUUCGAUCUCGACGGGCCCCAGUUAUAUUGCAUUUAUCCCCAUGGUUCAUCUGAGAAGCAGAAGUAUACCACUAUGGGAUCUGGCUCACUGGCUGCUAUGGCAGUCUUCGAAAGCAGAUGGAGACCGGACUUGGAGGAAGAGGAUGCGAAGCGGUUAGUGGCAGAUGCCAUUCGCGCGGGCGUGUUUAACGAUCUCGCGUCGGGAUCCAAUGUGGAUCUCUGCAUCAUUCGCAAGAACAGCGUCGAGUACUUGCGACCGUAUGAAACCGCCAGCGUGAAGGGCCAGCGGCAGAUUAGCUAUCGUUAUAAGCCCGGCACCACGUCGGUGCUUACGAAAACAGUACAGCCGAUUAUCGUGGAGGAGGAGACGGUGCGCACGAUCGAAUCCGAAGCGAUGGACACGACCGCAUAAAGUAAUUAAUUUAGCUUCUUAUAUAAACUAUAAAAAAAUAAAAAUUUUUUCAAGCAAGAGACUUGAUGAUUGUAAAUCAACUCGUUUGUAAUAAAGAUAUUUCUGGGAUUGCGCAAGGAUAA